Messenger RNA from Jaculus jaculus (lesser Egyptian jerboa), 576 nucleotides. Its product is annotated as putative endogenous retrovirus group FC1 Env polyprotein. Lineage: Eukaryota; Metazoa; Chordata; Mammalia; Rodentia; Dipodidae. The record is from RefSeq and is a predicted model, not a curated record. The transcript has a single exon. The coding region runs from base 1 to 576 and encodes 191 amino acids.
AUGACAACCUUCACCUGGUGCCUGCUGCUACUGAUACAUCUUCCAGCUGCUUGGCCCUUCACAUCCCCAUUGGCCUGGCGAUUCUAUCUCACAGAAAACUGGACCACCUAUGAUCAGACAAAACAAUUUGGACACAUUUUGGCUACUGCCGACUAUCCACCUACAGGCUGUGCAAAGCCUAUUUUAUUAAAUUUUACAGACUUUAAACAUCACCCAAAUAAAGUUGCUCCCAUUCUGUACUUCCUUUUUGAUCAGAAGCAUGACAAAUGCAAAACUCAUUAUAUUGAGGAGAGCGUCAGAUGCCCUUGGCACUGGUGUACCAUUUGGAGUGCCUCUGUCCCCGCUGAGGGUCAAAUCCUGGGCACCGGAUGGUCUGGCCAUAAAUUCUGGCACACUGACAGUGGGUAUUCCCUCAUAAUCUGGGACGCCUGGGACUCGUGCUGGACCUCCAUGGUCCAAGGAGCCAUGUAUAUGAACAAAAUUCAAAACUGGCCCUUUUGCAAGAUCUAUAUUUGGCACAGCUAUGUCCAAGUUCAGUCCAAGGUAUAUUCUAACAUACUACAAGCUGAAAAGUAG